CAGAAAAUUAAUUGUUUUAAAACUAUACAUAUGUAGAAAUUUAAGAAUCGUCAUGUUAUAUACAAUAUCAAAAUUUAUAAAAUUUAAGAGAAUCGAUUUUUUAAAAAUAUGUUUGAUUAUAAUUUUGAGUUCAGAUUUAAAGCACGUGAAUUCUCAAGAUCAUCCAUUCAAUUUAUAUAUUGAACAACAUGACAUUUCCAUUUUAGUUAAUGAAACUCAAUCUACGAUAUUGAAAUUAGAUGGUAUAAUAGAUCGAAAUGUUAAUGUAAAACUUGUACAACAGCAUGAUAACUUAAUAGCAAUUGAUCCAGAUUCAAUUUUUAUUAAUAAAUCUCAUACAAAUGAUGAUAAAAAUAUUGCGAAUUUUAGUAUAACAGGGCUUAAUCCUGGUCAUUUAGAAGUUACAGCUACAACUGUUCCUAAUGAAACAUGGAUUGGUAGAAAUAUUUUUAUCAGAGUAACAGUGGGUUAUUCUAAUGCAAUUAUUUACAUAUCAAUUGUAUGUGGUUGGAUCUAUUUCGUUGCAUGGUCAAUAUCAUUUUAUCCCCAAAUAAUAACAAAUUAUUGUAGAAAAAGUGUGGUCGGACUAAAUUUUGAUUUUCUUUCCCUGAAUAUAGUUGGAUUUAUAUUAUACAGUGUUUUCAAUAUAGGUUUAUUUUGGAUACCAGAAAUUCAAGCUGAAUAUUUUGAACGACAUCCUAGAGGAUUAAAUCCAGUUUUAGUUAAUGAUGUAUUUUUUUCAAUACAUGCAUCAUUUGCAACUCUUUUUACUAUAGGACAAUGUUUUUUUUACGAGAGAGGCACUCAAAGAGUUUCAUGGGUGGCGAAAGGUUUAUUAGCAGCUUUCUUAUUAACUCUUAUAAUAUCUGCUAUAUUGUCAGGAACUAAAGUUCUACAUUGGUUAGACUUUUUAUAUAUAUGCAGUUAUAUUAAAUUAGCAAUUACUCUUAUAAAAUAUAUACCGCAGGCUAUCAUGAAUUUUAGAAGAAAGUCAACAGUCGGUUGGAGUAUAGGAAAUGUGUUAUUAGAUUUUACAGGCGGUAUUUUAAGUAUGCUUCAAAUGACAUUGAAUGCAUAUAAUCAUGAUGAUUGGGUUUCCAUUUUUGGUGAUCCUACAAAAUUUGGUUUAGGAUUGUUUUCUGUUUGUUUUGAUAUUUUAUUCAUCUUACAGCAUUAUGUUUUCUAUAGAGAAAGAAUACAAUCGUAUAGAAGCGUUGAAGAUCAAAACCAAAUUGAUAACGAAGUCUUAAAUGAUUCCUAUGAAGAACCUGUGCUCGAAAAUAGCAAUUAAUCUCAUUCCAAAGUUUAAAAUAUAAAUUGUAUUUUUUAUGUAGCAAAUAUUUUAAUAAUAAUAAGAAUAAAAUUUGUACAAUUGUAUAUGCA
This is a messenger RNA of Condylostylus longicornis, 1383 nucleotides long. RefSeq names its product cystinosin homolog (gene Ctns). Gene Ontology annotation, cellular component: lysosomal membrane. Gene Ontology annotation, biological process: L-cystine transport. Lineage: Eukaryota; Metazoa; Arthropoda; Insecta; Diptera; Dolichopodidae. Bases 53 to 1291 code for a protein of 412 amino acids. The transcript is spliced from 9 exons. Gene Ontology annotation, molecular function: L-cystine transmembrane transporter activity. The record is from RefSeq and is a predicted model, not a curated record.